This is a messenger RNA of Solanum dulcamara, 668 nucleotides long. Its product is annotated as glycine-rich protein 23-like. The record is from RefSeq and is a predicted model, not a curated record. The transcript is spliced from 2 exons. Lineage: Eukaryota; Viridiplantae; Streptophyta; Magnoliopsida; Solanales; Solanaceae. The coding region runs from base 82 to 474 and encodes 130 amino acids.
UAGAAGUAAAAAAAAAAAAACUUACCCUAUUUUUCUUGUGUGUGUGUGAGAGAGAGGGAGGGGUAAUUAAGAGUGAAAAAAAUGGCAAGUAAUAUUUGGUAUGUAAUGUUUGUGUUUGCACUUGUACUUGUCCAUGUUGUCACUGCAAGAAACAUUCCUCAGGCUCAGACUGAGGGUGUAACGGUAAACACUGAGGUUCUAAGUAGAGCUCCAACACCUAGUGAAGGCCUUGAUGACAAAAAGAAUUUCAUCUCAUUUGGUGGGGUUGGUGGCUGGGCAGGAAUUGGUGGCUAUGCUGGUGUGUUGCCUACUUUUGGUGGCAUUGGUGGCGCUGGUGGAAUAGGUGGUCUUGGUGGACUUGGUGGAGCUGCUGGUGGCGGUGUUGGUGGUGCUGGAGGACUUGGUGGUGGUGGUGGUCUAGGUGUUGGUGGUGGAGUUGGCGGUAUUGGUGGCAUUGGUGGUAUCAAACCCUAGGAACAUUGUAAUUUGUUGUUGUAAUUUUGUCUAAUUAAACUUUUUAUUUUAUUUUAGUAUUGCAUGCAUCUCCUAAUUAUUAUCCUACGUUUGUGUCAAGUGUAGGUCUUUGUGUUUUGAAAAGUUUCAUGUAUUAGUAGUAUUUUCCUAAGUUGGAACUUAGGAUAUCGUACUACUACUUUGUUUGGGUUCAA